Chaetomium fimeti is the source of this 3156-nucleotide messenger RNA. RefSeq lists its product as uncharacterized. The transcript is spliced from 10 exons. Gene Ontology annotation, molecular function: DNA binding; DNA-binding transcription factor activity, RNA polymerase II-specific; zinc ion binding. Lineage: Eukaryota; Fungi; Ascomycota; Sordariomycetes; Sordariales; Chaetomiaceae. The record is from RefSeq and is a predicted model, not a curated record. Gene Ontology annotation, biological process: DNA-templated transcription; regulation of DNA-templated transcription. Bases 371 to 2857 code for a protein of 828 amino acids. Gene Ontology annotation, cellular component: nucleus.
CCCCGCCGUGAAAUCGGAGUUCCAGAGAGGAUUCCACGCCCAUUUGUCUAUAAGAAACGGGACAGCCCCACGAAGCUCGGCGGUUCGGGGCGGCCGGCAAUUCCCCACCUUCCGUCGACAAGGCAGCCCGCUCUUGCUCCUCCUGGCAAUAACCUUCUGAAUUGACGGACUCAGAUUGGGCCUGAAUUGCCCUGCCGGCAACCAACGAGGCCUAGCCCCACCCGUCCGCAACAGCGCUCCGGCUAAGAAACUCGAAGGUUCAACCUGCUAGAGUUUCCCAUCAGGCGACGAUACAAACCUAGCUGCUGGGUUCCGGCCCCGUCUUGCGGCAUCCGGACGGCCCUUGGACGAGCUUCCUUGACGCGCCAAGAUGGACGUCGAGAUGGAGCCGCCCGGCCCGCCCAUUGUGCCACCACCACCGGCAUCAUCAGCACCACCGGCACCGUCCUCUCCUGCCCCUCUUCCUGCUCCUCCUACAGACUUAGGUUCCGAGCAGCCACAGGCCGAAGGAUCGUCUCCUGCCACUGUGAUCCGGCGGAGAGCUCCGAUCGCCUGCCGAAGAUGCCGCCGUAUGAGAAGCAAAUGUCACCACGACAAAGCGAAGCCACCAUGUCGAGGCUGUCUCGAGGCUGGUCUUGGCCCUAGCGAUUGCGUCUUCCCGGUGCGUGGCCAGCCGGACCAGGACCGUGAGUAUCGCCACCCUCGAGUGAGGGCCGAGAAGAGCAAGAAACGGGACGAGACCAAGGCUCGUCGUGGGAGCCGAGAUGCCCCAGCUGCGCCGCGCGCGAACCUACUCGCGUCUUCGAGUCUCGCCCAGGGCUCCGAUGGCUGGGACCUCCUACCCCCGCUACCCGAAAUCCUGGAGUCCGUGAACCAAUUUACACGCCACUACUUCCAGCUUGGCUUCAUCCCGAGGCAGCUGUUUCUGGAGCGCCUUCGGACUCAGAAUCGGUCUGUCAGCGUGUUCUUUCUGCUUGGUAUUCUCAGCAUCUCAGCACGGUUGACGCCGGCACUGGUAAAGCGGUAUGGAAGUGCUGUGAGAGCCUCCGAGACCUUCAUGGAGCGUUGCUUGGCUCUAGCACAGAGCGAAUUGUACAAGGAGCCGACCCUGGAGAGGUGCCAGGGGUUUUACCUGCUAAGUGUUGCGCAGCAAGGGAGUGGGAUGAGGCAUAAGAGCUCCAUCAACAUGGCGGUUGCGAUGCGGAUGGCGACUCUGAUGCAACUUCACAGAGAGGAAACCUAUGUUGUACCGAACCCAACGAGGGAAUUAAUCUUAAGGGCCGAAUCUGCUCGCAGAACUCUAUGGAUGCUGCACAGCCAGGACAACCUUCACUCGGGCCCACGGUCCCCCGUCUUGUUGUCGGCGAGCGAUAUAACAGCACUGCUUCCCAGCAACGAAAGCGAUUUCGCCAACGCACGAGAACCACAGUCGAGAGCGGCACUCGAGGGCACGUCCCCGGCUCUGGAGAACCCUGGUCUAGUUGCCAUCGAAGGGAGAUCCCUAUUUGCAGCGCUUAUUCAAGUACAUCACCACUGGGGCGCCAUUUAUAGACGAGCCAUUGGUAACAACCGAAGUCUGCGGCCAUGGGAGCCGGACAGCGAGUAUGCCAUAAUGGAGGGACGGCUCGCGGAAUGGGAGAGCGGUCUUCCGAACGACUACCGCUGGAGCAGUCUUCUUCUUAAGGGCUACAAACACGAGGGCCAGGAUCUGGCGUAUCUCGGCGUGACCAUGAUCACUCGUCUCUGCAACAUUGUUAUUCGCAAGGCGUACUUACCUGAAAUGAUAUCGCACGACAAGUCGGAUCCUGACUUAACUGCCUUCUGGACCAACAUGGCGCAAAAGCUUUUCUGGAACGUAAAUAUACUCUAUGAGCAGAUCGAGACCCAUUACGCCGACAAAGCUCCCGGCGAUGGUCCUGGCGCGCAGAUGGCGGCGUUUUGCUUUUAUACCUGUGGUUUUCUAGCUUGUUACCCCUGCAAGUUUCCAAACAUCUGCCCUGAUCCAUCCAUCGUCAGCAAUGCUCCCAUGAUGGUCCAACGCAUCCUCAAUAUCCUCGCCGAGAGCAAGAGUAUCUGGCCCUUGGCAGCUCGGUGGUAUGAUCAUCUAGAGAGGUUUUACACUUCCCAGAACGCAAUGACUGCCGGGGCGGAGGGCAGUAUGGCUGAUAGCCUUCUUUUCGCACCUAACACCUCACAGAGAGAGCCUAUACCUCAUGUGCUCCACCCCCCGCCCAACAACCCAGCGACCAAGCCCAUCCAACCCCGUGUCGUGGCUUCAAACCCGAACGAGAACGGGGCCGGACCUCAGAGUCCCGGUAUGGCGGCGCUUACCCUCCAGCAGCAGCAACAACAACCCCCACCAACUGCGUACGCAGACCCCAAUCUCGGUCGCCCUACUUCCCAACCGCAAGCCCCGCCCAACCCGCCACCACAACAACCACAACAAGCGCAGCAACCACAGCAACCACAGCAGGUCAUCAUGGACCACGGGCAGGCGCCGCUCCAGGCCGCUGGUACUAGGCCGACCACUGACGGGCUCGGCCUGCUGAUCGAGGCGUUUGACGCUCGCCAGUCCGCCGCGGCGCCUAUGCAAGGGGUGCAAGGGGUGCAAGGGGUGCAAGGGGUGCAAGGGGUGCAAGGGGUGCAAGAAGUGCAAGGGGUGCCGGGGAACAACAACGCGCCUCCUCCACCAGGCGCGGCGUACGACCCGCACGCCACGCCGCAGCAGUACUACCCGCAGCCGGCGCUGGCCGUGAGCGACGGGUACGAGAACGAGCUAGGGUACUACAUGUCGGAUGGGGUGCCGCCGGCGAUGCAGCAGAGCUGGACUGGGGGAGGGGACAUGUAUGGGUACUGACUGAAAGGGAGAGUGAGGGGGUUGAGCGGGAGGGUUUUGGUUUUUGUUUAGGUUUACCGAGGCUGUCUUUCUUGCGUGGACGUGUUGCUUUUAUUUGUCUUAGCGGUGGGAGUUUAUGGUUGGGUGACCCGGCCUGGAACGGUCCGUGGCUGGAAAGGGAUGGGAAGGUAUUUCCCCUUUGCUUGGGAUGUGAGAUUUUGCGAUUGCUGCUUUGUGGAGUUUAGUUAUGCUAGGGGUGUCAAAAGCUAGGUACUUGACUGAAAACAACAUACGAAAAAUAAAGAGUUCUUUGCCUACUU